AAGCUGAACUGUUGCCACCAUGCACGAUAGCUUGUGGAGUGGUCUUAUCUUAACUGCUCUCCAGCAUCCAGGAGUUAAAAGACGAGUCUCCACACAUACACUCCGCAUCGGAGUUGCUCUGUUGGGCACCGAGUCCAUCUCAAGAUGAGGAAAGGUGCCCUCGCUCUCCUCCUCCUGCUCGCCUUCGCUUCCCAUGGCGCCAUGGCUGAUGAAUCUUAUCGUCGUCUGAGGCCUCGUCUCCAGAUGCAGGGACUGCAUGAAAUCCAAGGCAAGAGGCUCCUGGAGAUAGUGACUCCCAGGAAGCUUGGGCACAUGGGAGGAGGUGGCCCCGGCGGUGGAGCGAGCGGUGGCGGGAGGCACACCGGUACCGGUGGUGGCGCGGCAAACACGAGGCCGCACAACACCAAGAACGGUGGCGCUGUGGCGCUUCCGGCUCUGGUGACCUCCGUUCUGGCACUGGUUUUCACCACUGCCAUUCUUCUCUCGGCCCUCAGCUUCUAAAGUACUGAUCCUGUUGCGGGUGGUAGUGCUAGUACCUGUGUAGUGCGCAGUUUCAGAAAUUGUUUGCCUAAUGUUCGUCGAUAUAUUGGACUAAUGUGUUGUUUAUUGUCUAGUACAGUACUUAUCAUGUCAGUGUGCUGUGUAAGUUCUUGAAUUACCAAGCUAUGUUUAGUCAGAUGGAACCAGAUUAUCCUCCUGUAACAGUCAAUACAAGUAUGUACACCAAACAAUCGACAGUAUGUAAUGUACAGAUCAAUUGGAAUUCAGACAUUGCAUAUACUGAAA
This is a messenger RNA of Hordeum vulgare subsp. vulgare (domesticated barley), 786 nucleotides long. RefSeq lists its product as uncharacterized. The record is from RefSeq and is a predicted model, not a curated record. NCBI's taxonomy places the organism in Eukaryota, Viridiplantae, Streptophyta, Magnoliopsida, Poales, Poaceae. The transcript is spliced from 2 exons. Bases 145 to 501 code for a protein of 118 amino acids.